AUGGCUGCGGUCCAGCGCCAGUGUUCUGUAUCCACGCCAAAGGGCGCAGAAGGGGUUACUCUGUAUCAUGCACCGUAUGCGGGCGGGGCGGGGCGCCGGGUAAUUGCAGUUUCCGUCCCCAUUUCGCUUGCGGCCUCUUCCGUCCUAGCAAUGGAACUCCUAAAGAAACGCCUGUUCGCGUGGGAAGACGACCUCAAUGCUGCCUUCGGAGCCAUGGACGAGGACGAGGACCCAACCGGUUCAGGCGAUGCAACGACAGGAAGACAACAGGCAGCAGCAGCAGCUGGUACUACUACGGCUGCCAGCGUCUCCGCAAGUCAGCCAGUGGGUCCCCAGCAGGUAGCUCCCGCUUCUAGCAACGCGGUGGAUGCCGCAGCGGGUGCAGUGGCUGGUGGGGCUCCUAUACGACCGCAUCCAGGGCCUAGCACCGUGCCACCCGCUCAAGGCGUAGGAGGUGCCCCCAGUCAGCCAAACUCUGGAGGUCAGCGGCCGACCUUAUUCAACCUCCUUGAGGCAUUGGCGAGUGACAGUGUAACAACGCCGGACCAGCGAAACUCGAUCCGUGGCAUUGUUACAGAUUUCCUAAAUCACGAUCUCCCCCAUUCAAAAGUAUACAGUUUCAUUGGGGCUGUUGUUGGCCACGAUGUGCUCCAUACGAUUGUAAGAAAGCUGGAGAACGAACCGGGAAGACUUGGAGUGCCAGACGCGGGGGGUCUGGCGAGAAUAGAGAAAGCCUUUGGGCUCAGCAAGACGACAAACCAGCAACCAACUCACAGCCCUCAACCCUCAGGGAGUGCCAGCAGCACGACUCCCCAUGGUGUUGUAGCAGGAGGGGCUCGAUCGGCAGUAGGGGUUCCGCAGGACCAGCAGCAGGCGGCCGGUGGCGCUUUUGAUGGUGGGGCUGCAGGCCCAGGCCUCUCGAAUAGAGAUGCCAUUCUUAGGGUUAUCAGGCGCAACCUUGACUCAAGGCGGAUGCCUCCGCAAAGCACGAAGGAUGUGUUCGAGAAGGUUCGUUGGCUGCCAGUGCGGCGCCCCUUGACUCCCGUCCCCGUGUUCGGGCACACGCUGAUAUCCUUCAGCAACAAGGCUAUAUUCUUUGGGGGGACGAACGAAAGAGGCGAAGGCGUAAGCUUUCGCAGCGCCUGCGUUAUAAAUCUCAAUUUCUUCUCAUCCCGCAUAUUUGUUUUCUGCGGAGAAUAUCCAUCCGAAAGAGACGGUCAUAGCACAAACGGUCUUACCUUGCAGCACAGCCCGGGCGUGAUUCUUUUCGGAGGUCUGUCGGGCAAUCACUUUUGCAAUGAUGUCUACAUUCUGGAGCUGGACUUCAAGAGAUGGGUGCGGAAGCAUCCAGCGGGGCUGCCCCCUGCACCGCGCGAUCAGCAUGCGGCCUCAGUUUUCCCCGCCAAGACGGAGACUGGGAAUUGGCGGGAUAGCAGCUCAGACAACCUAUCGGAGUUUCUCUUUGUUUUCGGAGGGCGGACAGGUAACCCAAGCGUGUCAUUCCAUUGCUUGAACGACAUGUGGGCUCUGCACAUUACGAGCAACACAUGGACGGAAGUUCGUGUCGGGGAUACGAAACCGCCUCCUCGAUACGGGUUUUCCAUGAUAUGGUCGGAAGAUCUUCACCUGAGUUUGUUCGGAGGAGAGACGCACGGCGCCAAUGGGAGGGUUUCCUGCCGGGAGCGAGUGCUGCUUGAGGACUUCUGGCAUUUCAAGAUUAAGGAUAUAGUGAAUGAGGCACACUCUGGGCCAGUAGUCGUAGGAGAGUGGCAGCAAGAGAUCUACGAGGGGAAAAUAGGCCCACGCUCCCAUUAUGCAGCGAUCUUCAUCACCCAACGCUACCAGGAGCCCAGGGCGGAGCCACGGACAAUCGAACGGCUCAUGCUGAUAACUAGUGGCGUCACAACAGUUAUGGAGGGUGGCCGGGCCCGCGCCACGGAGACAGAUCAGAUCAGUGUCUAUUUCUUUUCUAAAAAGCAGUGGUACACUGUCAAGCCCCGAUAUCCUGCGGACUAUGUCGGAGAGCCUUUUGGUGCAAGACAGCGCCAUGUCGCCUGCUUUUUCGAGACGCACAAUCCUCUCGCCAGACCCACCCGCCCUCCCGUUCCGUGUUUGUUCAUCCACGGCGGGUUCCGGCGUCAUCAGGUGCUCGGAGACGCUUGGGUGUUGUCUCUUACGGGUGACGAUCCCUACAAGGGGCUAAUGGCGCAGGGAGGGCCAGGCGCAGUUUCUUGCCCAGUUGGGGGAGAGUCGCUCCAUUCGCAUCUCAUGGGGCACGGCAUAAACUCAAUGCGAAUGACACCUUCAUGGUAUCAACGGGACACCCACACGCCGGGCAUCCUUUGGGCACUCUGCAGCCAGCAAAGGUGGCUAAUGGGGGCUAUCGCACAGCUGAUAGACAACGCCAUGCACCCGUCUGUAGGCUGCCGCAACGUUUGGAUCAAGUUCGAAGAGACCCCCGACAAAGAUCCCAUGCUCUCUGUGCAAGACGACGGGCAGGGUCUUGACUACCCGGCAAUGAAUAAGCUUUUGCGCCUCUAUGGCAGCUUCGAGCCGGGAGAGCGUCGCCGGAAGGGAUACGAGUACGGCUGUGGCUUCAAGAUGGCCUACGGCCGUAUUGCCUCGAGCUGCGCCAUAAUGUCGAGGACACAAGGGACUAUUGGCAUAGGCAUGCUAUCUUUGGAACUGAUGGGUCACUGUGACGCCCGGGAAAUUGCAGCGCCUAUGUGCAUGUGGCGUUUGCCGAACAAGGAGCUAAUCAAUAGGGACCCCAACAACAUGGCAGAUCACCGGCACCACCAGCGCUUGCUGAUGACUUACACUCCUUUCACAACCCCAUCGCUUUUGGCAGAGCAGAUAAACGUGCUGGGUACAAUGCCGGGGUCUCGCAUGGUGUUUUGGGAUCUUCGAGACGACCUGGAUUCCUUGGUGGUGGAUUCGCGAGAUAACAUGAUGUACUUGUCGUCGGCUCCGGGUAUCCGUUUGCCAGGUCAGGGGAGAUUUGGAAGCUCUACCGCAUCAAGGAGCGGUGAGCCUGGGGGAUGUUCGUCAGAAGUCAAGAUGGCGGAUCAAACGAGUCCGGCUACUGGGGCAAGUACGACGGAAGCCAAACCCGCGGAGACCCAGGGGGUGCCAAAUGGAUUGGCGUCUGAAGGUUCGGGAAAUGGCAACGAUGAAAAGCCACAAUCAAUUCGUGACCCUUGCCGACCACCCGUUGAUGAAGCUGCUGCAGCGAAUGCCCAAGUGGGACCGGACAUGCUGGAUGUGGACGAAGAUGGGAAACCGCUGAACACUCCAGGGCAGGCUGGCUCUAGUCCAGCAGGAGAUGGAAAUUCAGGAGAGGGCGUGAAAUCGGAACAGCCAGCUGAAGGGGUGGCGGAGCGUGCUACCUCGGCAGAUGUCCAAGGAGAACAGGCCAAGGGCCAGAGGGCUCUACCUCCCCAUUUCCCUCUUUGGACAACUGCGAGGCAUUCACCGGACUACUGCUUGGCUACUUACUUAUUUUGGCUUAACUUACAUGCACCGGCCACCAUACACGUCCAAGGCAUACCUCUUUCACCCCAGCCGCUGAGCUAUGGUGGGCGGCAACGGGAGUCACGAGAAACGAAGGGUGCAUCUGAGGUUGCUGAGAGUAAUGCUGAAUCACACAUCAGUAAGGAGCAGCAAGAGGCGGCAGAGUUACAAGCAGAGGCAGCGAGUGGUCUAAUUGCGUCAAUAUCCCGCCCUCAGACAGCCUUGGCAGAGAAACGGUCUGCCGACGGGGACCUCAUGGCAGACGGCAGCCCCUUGUCGCCUUCGUUAUACCUCUUCUUAAAGCAGCGCCUUUAUGCCCCGGUAAUUUGCCAUCCUGCAAUGGGGGGACACUGCAGCCUGCGUUCUGACUGGAAGUACUCUACGCAUGCAUUUGCAGCUGACGAAUCGACUCUUUCCAGCUCGUAUUUUGGGUGUGCUCUUAUGGUGUGGUUGUGUGUGCCUGAACAGGUAGAACUUUCGUACCUUUUUACUCCGGCAGAUCACGAUGCUGGCUGCUUCGCGCUGAUGGGUUUUUUGAACGACCCAACGGGCGAGUCAUCUCAGCCCAGGGUUUGUGAGGCAGGGGUAUUGCUCUACUUCAAGCAGCGCCUCAUUCGCAAGCUGGAGUGCACUUUUCCAGACGCGCCGAAGUAUAUUGAGGCGUCGCGAUACCCGCCGAGUGAACGACUCUUCGGGCAAGAUGGGGAGCCCCCUCAAAUAUGCCGAUAUGCCUUUACCGCGGUGAUAAAUGUCCCGGAGUGGAUGUUGCCUUCUUUGAACAAGCAGGAAUUCCUUCACGAGAACAACAAGCCGUACCUCAAGUUUAAGGCGAGAUGCCUAAAACUGAUGCAGGAUUAUCUUUCUCGUUGCAGGAAUCCGCAGGCACUGAAUGCGUGGAUCGAACAGAGAACAAAACGACUAAGCGAGUACCAAGAUAUGCAGAGGCGGAACAGACCGAAACGCCGCCUCAAUGAAGACCUAACAGAUGAGGAGCAGCCUCGCCGUAGCCCAACUCCGCCGUUGACGCACUCUAGCUCAGGGGCUCCUAUUUGGACGGGACAGCGAGGCAGCAAUGCAGGAUCUGCGGAGGAUGCUCCAGCCGCAGCGAAACAAGUACAGGAGUCAGGUGGAACUGAAGAUGCGGCGACGUAUCCGAAUGACGGGGAUGUUGCAGCUGAAGACGCGAUGGGUGCAACAGCUCCUGUCAAGAAAGGUGAGCUGGGCGCCGAUGAUAUGGCUCAGGAUGGAACAGGAGCACCUGCAAGUGUACCCGUUGCCAGUUACACUGAGUCUGAAGAGAAGGAAACAAAGGAGGAAGGUGGCGGCGAUCUCUCUGAAGAAGCAACAGUUGGGAACAAGGCGGAGGAACCCUGGACCCAGGAAGUUGCUCCAGCAAGCGAUGCUCCAGCGACGGAAUGA
Molecule: messenger RNA, 4932 nt
Organism: Eimeria mitis
Lineage: Eukaryota; Apicomplexa; Conoidasida; Eucoccidiorida; Eimeriidae
Exons: 14
Coding region: 1-4932 (1643 amino acids)
Molecular function (GO): protein binding
Source: RefSeq, a predicted model, not a curated record